GGGGCCAGUGAUGAUGAUAACUAGCACCGUUUUUCGCCACAUAAACGAAAAAAAAAAUCAACAACGGUCUAUGAUAAGGUCUGAAAACAAAUUGAAAUAAAAUCAAUUUGAAACCCGGUUCAAAAUAUGUCUCCCGAAGUAUAUGUUGUUGCUGAAAAAGUGUUGACUAUCCGGUUUUGGAUUUCUUCUUGGGUUAUCGAAUACGGUUUUUUUCUUCUUCUAUAAAAUCUUUGUGUAAAUAGAUGUUUGGAACUGGUAUUUGUGCUAUCGCAAUAUUAAGAUCAUUCCACUAGUUUGGUUCUGUAUUUAUUUUUUGCUUCCAUUGGUAUCAAUUUGGUUUGGUGUUGGUUAAUUCAAUUGUGAAUCGCUUGAAUUGCGAGCAAUUAUUUACAUACGGAAUCAUGUCUGCGUUACAAUUGCAGACGAGCAACAAAAAAAAAUAGUGAAACAAGCUCAUGCUACAGCAUCAAGAAUGAGAUAAACCAAAUGAAGAAGCUGGAUUUAUUGCUUGAAUGGUUUUGGUGCUCGUGUACAACACUAUGUUAAACACACACAUGUGCACGUGCUUACAUACAUAUAUAUUUCUUGUUUUGGUUCGGGAUUUGACUUAGAACGGACUAGCACAUUUAUAUGUCAAAAGUUUUGGAAAUAUAUAUAUCAGCUAUUCACACUUAUACACACAAACUGAUUGGAAUGAAUGACUGAACUGAAAAAUACAGUACGAAAACGACGACGAAGAAGAAGAAGAAGAAGACAACAACAACGACCAAGUCAAAGCUGGAAUCACUUUGCGUUUCUUUGUACACAUUGAAAGAAGCAUUUCUUGUUUUCUUUUUUCGGUGUAUUCAGUGGUGGCGUCCAAAUCAUGGUCAAUGUAAACGAAUGAACACAACAACUAAAACGACAACCGACGAAUUAUGUCUGUUGACUUUAAAUUAAAGCCAGAGCAAUUUAUCGACUUCAGUUUAUCGCCGGAGCUCGUGUUCAGAACUUGGCUCUGCCAAUAACUGCGAACAUGUAAAAGAUAGAGCGGAUGGGUAGCACUAACACCAUUUUUGAAACUGAAUUAAAUAUUAACUUAUUCGUUUGAUAAUUAACUUUGUGAAGUAAAAUUCACUUGGCCUGCGCACAUACAUACAUGGUGCGGCGAACAGUGCUAUUUUCGGUAGUGCCAAAUUGAAGGAAAAGAAACUGUAUCAAAAGUAAAUUUCAUUGAACUUAUUAGCGUUCCAAAACCGUUUUUGUGCUAAAUCGACAUUUUCAAUUAAAACCAAUUGAGAGAGAGAGAGAGAGAGUACGGUAGCUAUUCUCACACAGACAUCAUGAAAAAGCUUACAUUUUCUGGGGCAUUUACGACGCUUCUGGUAUUAGCAACAAUUACUGCAAAUGUCGGAGGUCAACGUCGUAUGCCAAUUCGGAUGCUACUUGAACGCCUUCAAGCACCGGGAAAUGAAGCAAGACAAUUUAAUCAAGCUGGAUCACAGAGUCAAGCUCAAAGCAACGCAUUGACCAAUGCAAUUAAUAUCGGUGGCAUUCCAAUUACAAAUACGGUAUCAGGAGCAGAGUCGGCGUCAUCGAGUGGAGUGGCAUCGGGGAAUAUAAACGAACAAUUCAAUUUGGGCGGGUUUGGCGUUAAUGCUGGCAUAAAUAGCCAGGGAGUGGGCAAUGGAUUUGGUAUAAAUAGAACACCAGGUCAAUUGGGCGUUAAUUUGGGUGGAUUAAACUUUGGCCUAAGCAACCAAGGUGGAUUGUUUGGUGGUGCUCAAAAUACGCAAACACAAACAUCGGCAUCGUCAACAGCGAGCGGUCAAGGUGCAACUUCAACGUCAACAUCGAAUACACAAUCGCAUGGCUAUAAUUUGGGAAAUUUACUCAAUAUUCAGAAUACACUAUCCAACUCACAAGCACAAUCAGCAUCGUUGAAUGGCCAGACUUCGGCUACAGCUGGGGCAAACGCAGCUUCACAGACCACUAAUUCAAAUCAAGGAUUCUAUCAACCAGGUGCGCCACAUCGCUUCGGAUUUCUAAACUCUGGACGGAGUUAUCUAACUAAUCCAUUACUUAUAGCAGGACAACCAUUCAAUCAGCAGCAAAAUUUCGGAAAUCCAUUCUAUCAACAAUUCGGAUAUCCGAAUUACAGCCCAAAUUAUCCAAAUUAUUCGCAACAGCCUCCACAUCAUCACCAUCCAUCGUUCCCGCAACAGCCAUUCCCACAACAGAAUUUCCCUCAGCAACCUUUCCCUCAACAGAUCUUCCCUCAGCAACCUUUCCCUCAACAAAAUUUCCCACAGCAACCAUUUCCACAACAGUAUCCAGGCCAACAAUACCCGGGUCAGCAAUAUCCAGCUUUGAGCAACAAGCAGCCAAAUGACGCCAAUCAAGGUCAAACAAACCAAGGAAAUGCACAAAAUGGUUUGAGCCCAGAAUUUCAAGAUAUUCUGAAUCAACAAAAUGGACCAAAUCAACCGAUUCCAACUCCUACUCUGGUUCAAGGUGGCGGCGCAAAUCAACCAAAUCAACCUUCAAUAGAUCAAGGUGGCGGUAAUAAUGUUCAAACUCCAAUUGGUUCGGAUACCGCAGGCGGUGAUUACGACUUAGAUGUGAGGAUUGAUGAACUUUUCAACAAAACAACAACAACAACGCAAACUCAGCAAACAACAACUCAUACUAAGGCAAAGAGAAGUGUAGAUGAUGCUGAAGAGCCAGCGCCACAAAUCCGUUCAAAUCGUCAAAGGCGACAUAGGCAUCACCAUGAACACAGACAUCAUCAUCACCGCGGUGGGUCACCAAAUGAUGGUUUUGGACCAGGAGGUGGUUUUGAUGAUCCAUCACAAGGCCCACCGCAAAACCUUAACCCAUAUCAACAGCAAAAUGCCAAUGGAAACGCUGUUGCCCAAAAUAAAAAUCCGCUUUUCAACCAAAAUGCCGGAGCUAACACACAAUCCGCAAAUGUUCAAAAUCAAGACGGAAAUUUCCAAAACAACGGUGCUUCAAGCAUUGGAUCUAACAUUGCUAACGAUGGUUCUCGUGGUCAAGUGAGCGCAGCAAACACUGAUCAACAGAGCUAUAACACAGCUCAAGGUUCUGGACAAAAAAAUAACGCGCAAAGUCAGUCGGCGAAUUUCGAUCAAAACGGCAACUUGUUGGCCAAUUCGGCGAACAGCGGCAAUCAACACACGAUUGGACCGAAUGGAGAACGAAACCAAGGAUUUGGUUCAUCCAAUUCGAAUUUGCAAAAUCAAUUUGGAAACCAAAACAGCGGCAGUCAAACAAAUACAGAAACCUUCAACGAAAAUGGAGUACAAGGAUCGAAAUCUUCGUCUUCGAGCUUUUCAUCUUCAGUGAACAAUGGCAAUCAAAGAGGCAGACGAAGUGUUGAGGAACCAAAGCCACACGUUCUCACAAACCGUCAGAGACGACAUGCUCAGAAUUAUCCCGGUUUUAAUCAAUUUCAACCGACAAACUUUGGCUUCCAUCAACAAAAUGCAAAUGGAAACGCGUUAGCCCAAAAUCAAAAUCCAUUUUCCAAUCAAAACGCAGGCGCUAAUACACAAACGUCAAACAUUCAAAAUCCAUUCGGAAAUUUCCAGAACAAUGGUGCUUCAAGCAUUGGAUCUAAUAUCGGGAACAAUGGGCAAUUUGGUGAAGUGAGUGCUGCAAACACUGCGCAGCAAGGCUACCAAACGGCUCAAGGAUGGGGAAACCAAAACAAUGCUCAAGGUCAAUCGACAAAUUUUAAUCCAUUUGGACUGCAAGCAAAUUCAGCAAAUAGCGGCACGCAACAAAUCUUUGGACCAAAUGGCGAACGAAAUGAAGCAAACAGUGGCUCAAAUUCAAAUUUACAAAAUCAAUUCGGAAAUUUAAACAGUGGCACUCAAACUAUGACAUCAACAUGGGAUGAAAAUGGAAACAAAGGCUCAUCAUCAUCGGCAUCGAGUCAUUCGUCAUCGGUAUAUAAUGGCAAUCAAAUAAAGAAACGCAGUGUUGACGACAAAGAUGAUGAACCAGCGCCACGAGUACUAACAAAUCGUCAAAUACGUCAAAAAAGACGCCAUCAUCAUCAUGGUGGUGGGCCACCAUUUGGCGGUGGUUUCCCAGGUCAACCUCAAUUUGGUGGUGGAUUCAAUCAAUUUCAACCGCCAAACUUUGGUUUCCAACAACAAAAUGCAAAUGGAAAUGCGUUAGCCCAAAAUCAGAGUCCAUUCUCAAACCAAAAUGCCGGAGCUAAUACGCAAACGUCAAAUGUGCAAAAUCAAUUUGGCAAUUUCCAAAAUAACGGUGGAUCAAGCAUUUCAUCAAAUAUCGCCAACGGUGGUUUGGCUGGUGAUGUGAGUGCAGCAAAUACCAAUCAACAAAGCUACCAAACAGGUCAAGGCUUUGGAGAUAAGAACAAUGCACAAAGUCAAUCGGCACAUUUCGAUCAAUUUGGAAACUUGGACACAUCAAAUGCCAACAGCGGCACACAACACACGUUCGGACCAAAUGGUGAUCGCAAUCAAGCGUUCGGCUCAUCGAAUGCAAAUCAACAAAACCAACUCGGAAGCUCAAAUAGUGGAAGCCAAACCAAUACUGAAACUUUUAAUGAGAAUGGUGUAAAAGGUGAAAAAGCAUCAUCGUCAAGCUUUUCGAAUGUUGUAAACAAUGGCGGUGGCAAUGGAAAUUUCGGAACCGAUUCCAAUUCCAACUCGGGUAUUGGAAAUAAUGGGGCAUUCGGAAAUUCGGGAGCUAAUGCGGGCGGUGCUUUUUUUGGUGGUUUUCCACAAGAUUUUGGUAGGUAUAGACGAGCGGCAAAAGAUGCGUUAGUUUUUCCAAAAGAAGAAGGUGAAUCGGUAAAGAAAGACGACAACGUGCAACCUGAAGCUCCAAAACCAAAUGUGACCAAAACUGAAGGUGGAAAACCAGGAGAAGCAGCUGGAGGAGUUGAAUCACGAUUCGGAUUUUUCGGCGGCGAUGGCGGCGGCGGUGUUGGACCAAUCAGGGGUUUGGUGCGUGAAGUUAUAGGCGGCUUGAUACGAGGUGGUGCACCACCAGUUGAUGAACGACAAUAUUAUGGUGCUUACAAUAACGGGCCUGGUUACGGUCAGAGACCACCGUACGAAAGGCCACCAUAUGAACGUCCGCCAUAUGGAAGACCACCACCAUAUGAACGUCCGCCAUAUGGAAGACCACCACCAUAUAACCCAUAUCAAGAACAUCAUCACCAUGGACGACCUGAAUAUUACCCACCAGGAUCACCGUCUGAACACCAUCAUCAUCAACCAGAACCACAUUAUCCACAACCAGGUGGAGGCGAAAGUUAUCCACAACAAGGAGGUGGUCAACAAGUCUACCCAAAUCAAAAUGUGCCACAAAAUCAAGUGCCAGUCGUACCAAAUCAACCGUAUCAACAACAACAACAACAACAACAACAACAACAACAAGCGAAUGCAAAUGGUGUAGCUCAGAAUCAAAAUCAAUUAUCCAACCAAAAUGCUGCAUCAAACACACAAACGUCAAAUGUACAAAAUCAAUUUGGCAAUUUCCAAAAUAACGGUGGAUCAAGUAUUUCAUCGAACUUGGCCAACGAUGGAUCGUCUGGGCAAGUAGGCGCUGCAAAUACUAAUCAACAAAGCUAUCAAACAGCUCAAGGUUCUGGAGAAAAGAACAAUGCACAGAGUCAAUCGGCAAAUUUUGAUAAAAACGGAAAUUUGGGAACAUCAUCAGCCAACAGUGGUACACAGCACACAGUCGGACCAGAUGGCGAACGCAAUCAGGCAAACGGUGCAGCGAAUGCACAUCAGCAAACGCAAUUUGGUGUUUCAGAUAGUUCUGCACAAACUAAUGCAGAGACAUACAAUCAGAAUGGUGUGUCUGGAAACAAAGUAUCCGGCCAAUCAACAUCAUCACAGCAUGGUGCUGAUGGAUCACAGUCACAGUCAACGAGUGGUUCAAAAACCGAAACUUUCCAAGGCCCAAAUGGCAUACAGGGCACUUCCUCAUCUAGUCAUUCAUCUUCGCAGAAUAUCGGAAACGGUGGAAAUGUAGGCACAUCAUCUUCAUCGGGAUCGGGAACGAGCCCAUAUGGCAAUCAAGCGUUCAGCAACAGUGGCUCAUUCAAUCAAUCACCGCUCGGUGGUGGUGGCACCCAAACCAAUUCAUUCAGCGGUUCAAAUCAAUUCGGAUCGAAUGCUGGAGCCAAUUCAAAUUCGUAUAAUAAUCAAUACAAUCGGCCGGAUCAAUUUGUUUUCUCAAAAUAAUGUAAAUAACAAAAUAGUACGCUCUCAUGUUAGCUAUUAGAACACAUUUUUUUUAUAAUAUUGAAAACCUUAAGAAGUGAUCAAUUUCGCGAUUUCUUCUUUAAAUAAAACAAAAUGAUAAGAGAA
Molecule: messenger RNA, 6362 nt
Organism: Sitodiplosis mosellana (orange wheat blossom midge)
Lineage: Eukaryota; Metazoa; Arthropoda; Insecta; Diptera; Cecidomyiidae
Product: hornerin-like
Exons: 11
Coding region: 1323-6236 (1637 amino acids)
Source: RefSeq, a predicted model, not a curated record